This is a messenger RNA of Mercenaria mercenaria, 398 nucleotides long. RefSeq lists its product as uncharacterized. The transcript has 2 exons. Bases 18 to 398 code for a protein of 126 amino acids. Lineage: Eukaryota; Metazoa; Mollusca; Bivalvia; Venerida; Veneridae. The record is from RefSeq and is a predicted model, not a curated record.
GAAGAGCGGAGACUAUAAUGCAGAAUAGUAUUAAGCCUUUUAUCUCCCACUUCAGAAGAGCAUUUACAAUGGAGAAGUUCCUUGUAUCAAGUCGCAAAGCCAGUGAUCUAUUGGCCAGUAAAGUUGGUCCCGACGGGAUUUUGCAAGACAGUAAAGUAAGCGGGGAUCUCUGUUCGCAGUACAAGUUGGCAACAUUGUUGUUGAUCAGUGGACACACAGCCAAAGCUCACAGACUACUUGACCGUAUCAAAAGGGAUUUUAUGCAGGAAGACGGGGAUCUGAUAUCAUUCCCAGAGAAAAGUGAGAGAGGAAGGAAAAGCGCAAGUUUUCCGAUGUCACAUUUUUGGACGUAUAUGAAUGCCUGGAUCGCUAUGGGUGCCCACAGAAUGGGGAGGUAA